Molecule: messenger RNA, 5118 nt
Organism: Spodoptera exigua (beet armyworm)
Lineage: Eukaryota; Metazoa; Arthropoda; Insecta; Lepidoptera; Noctuidae
Source: the annotation of a GenBank genome assembly
GUCGGCUCGACCGGGGGCCGAUCGCUUCGCGUCACGUCUCGGACGUACAACUUGAAACGUCAAAAACUUUACGUAAAUAUUUAAACCACCUGUGGUUGUUAGCUAAAACUGUAAAUAUUUUAUCAGUGUGUUUAGCGACUUUGUAGCGAGCUAUUCGCUUACAAUUAAUUUAGUUCUCCUGACCAGUUUUGAUAGGAUUAAGAUCGUGUCUUCAGUUUUGUGGAAAGCAUCGGUAUCGAGUGCAUGCCAGGAAGAUCCUGUUGCACCUUUAAUAACGUUGGUGCACGAAAAUGGUGGUUCGGUGCCUGAAGCGCUCCUUCAAGCUUGAAACCCAUGUGGCGACGUAAUCUAUUCCACUCCCAAAACCAUACUUAAGUUACUAUCUAAAAUUAAGAACAUAACAAACGCACUAAACCAAUAUGAAUUUGAAGUUCAUAUCCCUAGUGUUAACAUGGAAUUUCUUACUGAUAUCAGCAAGACGAGACUCGUAUGAAGACGAGGAAACUUCAAGAUCCAGAGAAUUACGGAAUAGAGAAAAUAAUAGAAACAGGACAACAUUUAAUGGGACCCUCACUGAUAUCCCUGAAAGAAGGAAUCUGAGGCACAAGAACAGCUCAAGGUAUCGAGGAGACCGUCGCAGAUGGGACAGGGAGCAUGAGAUAAGAAGAGAUAGAAGGAAAGGCACUGAUGCUCAUUCUUUGGAAGACAGUGCUAACAGAACAAUAGAACCGUACAGCUUGAGAAAGGAUGAUAAAUCGAGGAAAACAGAGAAACACUGGAACAGAAGCAGUGUUGAGAAGCCGUGGAAUACUGCAAGGAGGCCUCUUGCUCAGAGCAAGGCGCAGGAAAGGCCUCACGUGCCUGUGAGGGAGAACACCACCAGGUCCAAAUUGAAGCCAACGAACAAAUGGCAGACUGGUGGCUACAUUCCUUAUCCCCAGCCGAGGGAGAGGAAGCCAAAUAUCAUUUUAAUCCUGACUGACGAUCAGGAUGUGGAGCUGGGAAGCUUGAACUUUAUGCCCAGGACUAUGAAAGCAGUUCGUAGCGCCGGAGCUGAAUUUCGUCACGCUUACACCACUACGCCCAUGUGUUGUCCUUCAAGGAGUUCAUUGCUGACUGGUGUCUACGUGCACAACCACAACGUGUACACGAACAACGACAACUGCUCAUCCCCGCAGUGGCAAGCCACGCACGAGACCAACACCUUCGCAACCUACCUUUCCAACGCAGGGUACAGAACUGGCUACUUCGGGAAGUACUUGAACAAGUACAACGGGUCGUACAUCCCUCCCGGCUGGCGCGAGUGGGGUGGACUCAUCAUGAACUCCAAGUACUACAACUACAGUAUCAACAUGAACGGGAAGAAGAUCAAACACGGAGACGACUAUAAUAAGGAUUACUACCCAGACCUGAUCGCGAAUGACUCGAUUGCGUUCCUGCGAGCGUCCAAGCGUCGUUUCUCCCGUAAGCCGGUGCUCCUGGUAAUGUCAUUCCCAGCACCACACGGCCCCGAGGACUCCGCCCCACAAUAUUCACAUCUCUUCUUCAACGUCACCACACAUCACACACCGACGUAUGAUAUGGCGCCAAAUCCGGACAAGCAAUGGAUUCUCCGCGUCACUGACAAGAUGAAGCCCAUCCAUCGGCAGUUCACGGACCUGCUGAUGACCAAACGACUUCAGACACUACAGAGCGUUGACAUGGCAGUCGAACGCGUCUAUCAAGAGUUAAAAGCGCUUGGCGAACUGGACAACACUUAUUUGGUGUACACGUCAGAUCAUGGCUACCAUUUGGGCCAGUUUGGUUUAGUCAAAGGAAAAAGCUUUCCUUUCGAGUUUGAUAUCAGAGUACCGUUCCUUGUACGAGGCCCAGGAGUUGAGCCCGGCACUGUCGUGGAUGAUAUAGUUUUGAACAUCGACCUGGCGCCGACAUUCCUGGAUAUGGGCGGAGUGGAACCUCCAGCGCAUAUGGACGGGAGAUCGCUCCUUCCACUGUUGCAACCUCGUCGCCGUCGCCACGCGACGGCACACUGGCCUGAUACGUUUUUGGUGGAAAGUUCAGGUCGGCGAGAUAUUCCUGGUAUGGGUCACCGCUCCCGGGAGAAUAAGUACAGUCGGGAGAUGAAUGAGAACCGAGCUACCACAUCACCUCCUCAGUCUUUAGAGAGCGGAGACUUUGACGAGGACACAGAUGAUGACGAUUUCCUAGAACCUGAUGAUGACGAUGAUGAUGAAAGCUCAGAAAGUGACUCGAUCGACUCUCUAAAGAAGUCAUCGGAACCGUUAUUGACAAACGAGAGUCAUAACCCAUUGUUGGAAGCUAGCCUUGAGAAGGUGCUUGACGCUGAAGAACAACCAAAUUAUCUCACACCUGGGAACAAGCUAUACGACCAAGUAGCAGAUGCCAGCGGUUUGGAAGGUAAAGCAGCUCGAAUAGCUGCCGAUUGCUCAAAGGCUGAGCUUCGUGCUCCUUGUUCCGCGGGUAGGAAGUGGAAAUGUGUUCUAAUAAACGGUAGAUGGCGACGGCACAAAUGUAGAUAUGAGAGUGAAGUUAAUUUGCCGCAAUCAAAGAUGAGCACCAAAAAAUGUGCAUGCUUCACACCCAGUGGACUUGUAUAUACAAGACUCGAAACUGAUGGUACUAUAGCUCGGAGACUAGCUGAAGUCACAAAAGAGAACGGUACUCGCAGUAGAAGGUCUAUAGAUAAUGAGGUAUAUGAACCUAAUACAGUUGAUAGCAUUCUUAAAGAAAACCCAAGUAUAGGACACUUGAGUUUCAAGAAUGAACCAAUUGAUGAGCUUGAAAGUAGAAAUACAAAGGAUAAGAUUGAUAAACUUAUUAGGGAAACUGAAGCUUUCCUUGAGGCUUAUGAACGUACCAAAGAAAACAUAGAUCAUAAAAGAAUAAAACGUAGGGCUCAACACUGGAAUCACAAUAAACAUAAGAAGAAUGAUGCGAUAGUUAACAGCAACGAGUCUUCCUUAGAAUGUAAGAUAGAAAAAGAUGGAACAGUCAACUGCUCACAAAUUAUUUACAACGAUCUUAAAGCUUGGCAUACAAAUCGACUAAGCUUAGAAGAUCAAAUAAGACAGUUAAGAACCAAACUAGAAGAUUUAAAAGAAAUAAAGAGGCAUUUAAAAACUGCCAAACCAGCAACUGAAACGCAAACUGUUCAUCCUACUGUUUUUAACAAUCACUUAUUCAGUAAGAACUUUAGUCACGAACACAAUACUUCAAAGGAGCAUUUCAGAAAGGGUAGACUUCAUAGAGUGAAACCAAAACACAAAAACAAUACUGCACAGGAGAAAAAAUUAAGACAUUCAAAUGAAUAUGUUGUGCCUACUAUAAAUGCUAAAACCAAAGAUGAUGUGUUUGAUUAUCAAGUUAAAAAUGAGACAAACACUGAAGCCCCUUUUACAACACAAGCUGUAAAUGUUAGCAAUGAAGUAAUUGGUCUUACAAAUAUUACUGAAGAAAAAAUCGAAAUACCAAAACCACAAGUUACUACUGUAAUUAUAGAAGGUAAUUACGAAGAAAACAGUGUGGAAGACAGAAGUACUUUGCAAAGCGUAAUAACCAGCACUAGUACUGAUCCGAUAAUUACGACUGAUUAUCCGAUGCACUUUGAUAUAACUACUAAACGUACAGCUGCUGAAGAGAAUUCUACGGAAGAAGCAUAUUUUUCGCAAAAUGUGAAGCAUUUCAGCGCUGCUAUUGAUAAAAUUUUAUCAACAGACGGUACUACAAGUACAACGAGCAAACCAGCAGUCACUGAAACAACCACAACACGGAAACCGUCUACCACGACCCCGAGGCAUACAACAAUUGCGCCCUUAAGCCUCGGUCCGGCACGACUAGAUGCUUCGGAAUACGAGCAGAGGAACCCUAAUAAAGCUACAUCUAAGAGCAUGGGUAUAUUUGAUAAACCAGUCGACGUGUUUCAAAGGAGACUUCAUCCACUCUUUAUAGAAAAUGAAGACAAACAUGUUUGUUACUGCGAGGAAAAUAGAAAAAUGCGAGGUCCUGGUCACAGCUACCUGGAAGCAGCACAGAAGACGAGAGAGGAACAGAGAAAGAGAAAAGCACAAUUACUGCAAAAGAAACUUAGAAAAGCAAGGAAGAGGGCAGAACUAGAGAAACUGUGCGAGUCUGAACGUAUGAAUUGUUACCGUCACGACAACGACCACUGGCGGACAGCACCUUUUUGGACAGCAGGUCCCUUCUGUUUCUGCAUGAGCACCUCCAACAACACUUACAAUUGCGUUAGGACCAUCAACGCGACGCACAACUUGCUCUACUGCGAGUUUAUUACCGGCCUAGUCACCUACUACAAUUUGAGAAUCGAUCCUUUUGAAACACAAAACCGAGUGAAAUACCUGACACAAGCUGAGAAAGAUUAUUUCCAUAAUCAAUUGCAGCAACUUUUGAGUUGCAGAGGCCCAUCCUGUCGACGAUUCUCACAUUCAAACCCCAACGGGAGCAGCGAAGAAACUGUAAAUAGGCGAUUUGACGAACGAUUCGAAGACCACUUAUACAGAAGUGAUUCUGUCGGAUAUAAUGAAAGGGCUUGGCGAUGGACAUACGGUCGAAGAUACGCACGAGCGAGAGAACUACACAGACGCAGGCACAUGGCGCCAUACUAGUCUAGCGCUAAUAUAUUCUUUGGAAAAUAUUGUGAAGAGCAGACACGAGCUGCUUUUUUCUAAAGAGAACUUUGGCAGGCAGCACGGGGCGGGAGCAAUAACGAUAGUUUGAUAUUAAUUUAAGGACGGAAACAGUAGGUUGUCGAGACGACUUUUCUCAGUUUUCUUCUGUGAAUAAAGCUAUCAACUCUUUGAAAAAUAUUGUAAUAGAUGUAAGCAAAAUACGAGUUAUGGAGAUUAUUUAUCUACACACACAUCAAAAUCACAAAAUGUAAAGAUUUAAACAGUCUGAUUUCAUAUAUUUCUAAGUGACUAUACAUCAUAUAUUAGGUAUAUGGUAUUUAUUCUAGGAUAUUCUUACACAUCGAAAAGCAGUAGGGCUUCCUAUAACUAUGUAUUCUAUUGUACUAGUAUGUGGCUGUUUUCUGUCUCAAAAUUAUUGUUAUGAAUAUUUUUAUUCAAAACUUAGUCCCAA